AUACUACUCCUAUGAUACUGUGAUGUUCAGAUGUCCUGUUGAUGAUCCUGUCGAUAGGGAGACAGUCCCAUCACUCCUAUAACCCAUCACUCCUAUAACCCAUCACUCCAAUAACCCUAUCAAUCAUAUCAACCCUGUCAACCCUAUUAACCCUAUCAACCCUAUGGACAACCCUAUGGACAACGGGAUAACCCUCGAUGACCUCUAUGAGCUGAAUGAGAGGCUGGGAGGUGAUAUAAAUGCGUCCAUGGCAUCGCAUCAACCACUGAUCCAAACCAUCAGCUCCCACAUCAGCUUCUGUCUCUUCUACGCUCCUACUCUCCUCUACUCCUACACUUAACAGUUAUAAUAUACUUCUACAUCUACCAUGUUCUUGCUCGCUCUUGCACCCCUCGUGCUCGCCAGCACUAGCCACGCCUUUGCGGACAGCCUCAGCAAGCGGCAGGAUAUCGGCAGCGCCUUCAUCCCCGACACCACGCCCGGCUGUCCGGCCGACUGGCCCAUGUGCGGCACGAGCAACACCUGCUAUGAUCCUUUGCAAGGCGAUACUUGCUGCCCGACCGGGACUUGGGCUUGUCCUGGUGGUUCAUUCUGUUUGACGGACGGAUACUGCUGUCCUGACGGCCUUGAUCCGCAAACCUGCGCGCAAGAGUUCGGAAUCACGCUCAGCUCUGUCUCUACUGUGCCUAUAAGCAUUCCUACCAGCACCGAUACUGAUACCGAGACCACCGAGACCACCGAGAUCCCUCUCACUGGUACCUCUACUACUACUACUACUGCUAUCGCGGAUGUGACUACUACCGAGUCCACCACUCCUGCUGCCACAACCCCUUGGACUACUACGCCUAUGCCUACGCCUACGCCGACGCCGACGCCAACGCCAACGCCUACUCCGAUGAUGUCGAUGUGGCCGUCUUCCACCUGGCCGGUCGUCAACAGUUCGUCUGUCGUUGUCUCGCCGGCAAGCCCUGUCUACACGGGGGCCGCGAGUCGGCCGCAAGUAGGGGGGGUUGUUUUCCUGGCUGGAUUGGUGUUACUGCUGUAGUCUGUAUAUUUUCUUUUUAUAUUGAAUCUUUUUAUAAUACUUAUAUAAUAAUUUAAUUCGUUCUGCUAUAUACUAGUGACUAGUGAGGGGAAAUCACCUGAUUUCCCCUCUUUACUAAAUUACAAUAUUCCUCAAUACUCUAUACUCUCUCCUCUCUCCUGCUAUUGUUCAUA
Messenger RNA from Penicilliopsis zonata CBS 506.65, 1218 nucleotides. RefSeq lists its product as hypothetical. The record is from RefSeq and is a predicted model, not a curated record. Lineage: Eukaryota; Fungi; Ascomycota; Eurotiomycetes; Eurotiales; Aspergillaceae. Bases 368 to 1045 code for a protein of 225 amino acids. The transcript has 3 exons.